Symbiodinium sp. CCMP2592 is the source of this 1113-nucleotide messenger RNA. The record is from the annotation of a GenBank genome assembly. NCBI's taxonomy places the organism in Eukaryota, Dinophyceae, Suessiales, Symbiodiniaceae.
AUGAGCUGGCACAAAGCUUACCUCGCACAGCGCCCUACCUGGAUCGGAUGGAAUAUUUGUCUGGUGUCGCUCACGGCCACUCUGGAACCUCCGAAACUUGACCGCCUUCGCACACUCCUGCUGAAAGUCCGGUCCUCCGAUGCGGUCCCUUUGCACCUGCUCCGCAAACUCACCGGUAAACUCCUCUGGGUGUGUUCCCUUUUUAGCCCGUUUCGGCCUACUCUGGCUCCGCUCUACCUUGAUCAGGGUAAACCAUCCCUGGUUCACGUGGCCUUAAAUCCUGCCAAGUGGGCCUUGUUCCGUGCUGGACUUUCGGACUCCCUUGUCCUUCAAACGGACAUCGGUGUCGCAUCCUGUCCCGCUCAAUGUUCCCUUAUCUCCCUUUCCGGGAAGGAGGUUUCGUGCCACUCCGAUCUUCCUGUAUCGUUUCGGGGGGAGCGUCGUACGUGGAUUUCCGUUCGCAUGCCCCCCGAUUCCGACAGGAAACUUUCCAAGGAAUCAAACCUGGUCCUUGAUAUGUGGAAGUCCUGCCUUGCGGAUUUUUCCCCCGUAUUUCCGUUACAGCUGGGUAGAGACUUCCCGUGCGAUGCCUUUGCGGAUGCCUGCGCAGAUUCCUCCCAUGCCGGCUUGGGUGGUUUUCACUUCUCCAACGCUGAUUUGCACCAGCUCUUUCCAUGGUUUCCACCCGGCACCUCUCCUCAAGCUUGCAUCGCCGCAUGGGAACUGCUUGGACAGAUGGCCCUCCUGCGGGUGGUUGCCCUUUUCAUCCCGGCGGCUUCUCACCCGGUUCAUGUUACCACCCGAUGUGAUAACUCGCCGUCUGACUCCGCUUCUUGGAAGGGCCUAUCGACGGCCAGAGGCCUUUGUGACCUUCUCCCGGCUUACUUUGCCUGGCAGCGUUUCCUCAGUAUCUCUACGUACAUUGAUCACGUUCCGGGUUUCCGUAACACGAUAGCUGAUGGCCUUAGCCGUGAUGCUGACUCGGAAUCUCUUGGUCUUUCUGAUUCUGAUCGAGUCGAGAUCCCGUGGCUCCUCAUUUCCCGUCUGCCCCGGCCAUCCUAUAGCCCUGCGGCUUCCCUGAAUAUCUCCCUUUUUCCGGCUAUGGACUCUUGA